CCUCGAACAUAAUAAUGUUGCAUGCAUCUGUAUUGUCUGGCGCACUGGCUCGAACGAGUGUGUGUGUUGGUCAGUCUGGGUCUAGUACCUGAGACAAAACACUUCCUCGACUAUGGAUUUCAUCAUUCAAUCACCGUAGUCUGUCUAUGUUGCGUUUAUUGCUGCUGCUGCUGACGGCGUACUUUACCGAGCUGUAGCUGCUAAAAGUUACUUACAGGACUUGUACGUCUCGUAGACGAAUGAAAACCGACUAUUUUCAGAAAAAUAAAAGAUUGAUUUCAGUGUGUGUGUGCGUGCGUGUGUGUAUGUGUAUAAAAGUGUUAUUCGAUUAUUUGAAACGUAAUUUGUGAAGUGCAGUGAAGUUUUGAAAGUACAUCGUUGUAGGCAUACCAAAACUUUGGAGAUAUUCUGAAGAGAGAAGGGUUAUCGGUUCUACCGAAAUCUGACACUGCGUUGUGUUUCUUCAGUGCACGGAUACAAAUUUGAGUGGUGGUGGUGAGCAUUUCGAGGAAGUACGCGUGCUUUGCUGGUGCCCCUGCAACAGUGCGUCGCGAACUACACAGAAGUGCCUCGAUGAUAUUUCGCGACUAAAAGUUUGCUUCUGGGUUAGAUGAGCAUCGCGUCUUAAAUGCAAACAGGAAAUAGAGUGAUAUACUCUAUAUAAUACAAUCGAACCUGCGAUCUGGUGGUCUGACUUUGUAGACUUCAUCAACGAGAACGUGUUUGAAUUUGCUGUAUACUUCUGACGACUUCUGACAACGCAUUCGAAUACCGAAAUAAAAAAACUUGUAUGAUGGCUUCCAAAACUGCCCAAAGUACGCCACCCAUUACGAUCUCGACACCAUCACUGAAAACGGCAGCAUCAACAACAUCGCUGUCAUCGAACAUGUCCGUAUCGUCCGGAACGAACACACAGUCUACAAUGGCGAUAUCGUCGGUCGAAACCGUAGUGUCCGCAUCGUCUUCGGCCAAUGCAUCGUCGACGGUCGUUAAGUCAGGCUGGUUGUUUAAGCGAGGUGAACACAUUAAAACCUGGCGAUCACGCUACUUCGUGCUUAAGAGCGAUGGUACGCUGGAGGGUUACAAAGUGCGGCCGGAACCACCGGCCUCGAUUGAACCGUCGAACAAGUUCACGGUACGCGAUUGUCAGAUAAUGUCAAUCGAUCGGCCCCGUCCGUAUACAUUCAUCAUACGUGGUCUACAGUGGACAACGGUGAUCGAACGGAUGUUUCACGUGGAAAACGAAAAUGAGCGUAAGGAUUGGGUGGACGCUAUCCGUAGCGUUGCGAACAAGCUGAACGAAGAAGAGGUCUACCAAGCGACGCUGCCAAAUGAAACGGGUGACGACGACUGCGAAAUGGGUUCGAUUGCAGAGGACGAACUAGAAAAGAUGCCUAUAUACGGUACAGCCAUGGAUAAAGUAAGCGGUAGGCGAAAGGUGACGCUCGAGAACUUCGAAUUCUUAAAGGUUCUCGGCAAAGGCACUUUUGGUAAAGUAAUUCUCUGUCGCGAGAAAACCACAGCCAAGCUGUACGCUAUUAAAAUACUGAAAAAGGAUGUCAUUAUACAAAAGGAUGAGGUGGCUCAUACGAUGGCGGAAAGUCGAGUGCUGAAAACGACAAACCAUCCGUUUUUGAUAUCGCUGAAAUACUCGUUCCAAACGGUAGAUCGUUUGUGCUUCGUGAUGCAGUACGUCAAUGGUGGUGAACUGUUCUUCCAUUUGAGUCGCGAGCGUAUAUUUCCCGAGGAUCGCACGCGAUUUUACGCAGCAGAAAUCAUUUCUGCCCUUGGAUAUUUACACUCUCAUGGCAUCAUUUAUCGCGAUCUGAAGUUGGAAAACUUAUUGCUAGACAAAGAUGGACACAUCAAGAUUGCAGAUUUCGGUCUGUGCAAAGAAGACAUCACCUACGGACGGACAACGAAGACGUUCUGCGGUACGCCCGAAUAUCUUGCACCGGAAGUGUUAGAGGACAACGAUUAUGGUCAUGCGGUUGAUUGGUGGGGUACGGGUGUCGUAAUGUACGAGAUGAUUUGUGGUCGACUUCCGUUCUACAAUCGCGAUCACGACAUUCUGUUCACUCUGAUCCUGAUGGAGGAGGUAAAGUUCCCGCGCAACAUUAGCCCGAAUGCGCGGAGUUUGCUCAGUGGGUUGUUGGUGAAAAAUCCGAAACAGCGUCUUGGUGGCGGACCGGACGACGCGAAGGAAAUUAUGGUUCAUCCAUUCUUUGUCAGCAUCAACUGGUCGGAUUUGGUGGCGAAACGCAUUACGCCACCGUUCAAGCCGCAGGUAACGAGCGAUACGGAUACGCGCUAUUUCGACCGAGAGUUCACCGGUGAAAGUGUUGAGCUGACGCCCUCGGACAGUAAUGGACCGCUGGGAGCAAUUCAGGAGGAACCACAUUUUUCGGAAUUCAGCUACCAGGAUAUGGCAUCCACCAUGCACACGCCAAGCUUUAUGAAUCAUUCGCACAACUAUCCUCCGAUGCAGUGAAAGAUAGCUGAAAGACACCUGGUGCCACCGGGUGUUGCGUGAAAUAAUGCGCCCGCUUUUGGGAAGGACCAUCAGUAUGGGACACUGACUUACAUAGGGUAUCUCCAUAUAGGAGUCCGUUACCGAGCUGGUUACUGGAAAGCGGUAGGGCGAGAAAGCAGCCAAGAAACGGAGAGGACACAGUAAAGGAGUAAAAAUCUUUCGUUUGAAUAGGCAAGGGGAGGAUACAACUUGACCGUUGGAAGAUGACUAUUAUGUUCGUAAUUGCGUUCCAAUAGCCUAGUUUUGUCCCUACAUCUUUGUCGCUAGCAGUAAUCAAGGAACGGGUCUGACAACGAAUCAAACCUGCUAUGCAGACAGCUCUCGGAACAUUUUCACCUCACCAUUCGAAUCAGUAUGUGAGGGCUGUAAAGUUAGAUUUGUUUAUUUAAGAGCGCAUUUUUAUACGAAGUCCCACAAUCCAUCGUGCCAAUCUUUCGAUGGUCAUUGAUGUGAUAACGAAGGAGAAUUGAUAACACGUUUCGCGGGUCUGAUAGCCGUGAUUCGGGAGUAACAGAACCCGAGACUGCGCAUUCAGUCAGCCCCAAAGAAGGUUUUUAACACGAAGAAACGUCUGCUCGACGACUGUUUUCUGUUCACUGUUUCUGAGAAGAAAAGGUUUGGAGACAAGUUUCAAAACUCUUAAUCAAUGAUUCAUUAUUUAUGCAUAAAACUCAAACUUUGUCAUCAACAUUGCCGUAUAAAAAGAAAAAAAAUUGAACCUAUCAUAUUUUCCAUGGCGGGUGAAAGAGAUUGGGAGAAUGAUAUAAAUAAUUACCAUCGUGCCAAUUAUUGCCAUAAAAACACACAGACACACUCCCAAACACACAUCAUAAUGAUCUCAAUUCGCAAUAUAUUAGCAACAGUUAUGCAAUAGCUCUAUCCAUUCUGUAUUAGGUAGAGCACAAUGAAUUAUGGCGCAUGCUGUACCGGGCCCAGACCAACUAUCAAAACAUAACACAAAUAGCUAACCUCUUUUCUGCUGGGAAAACAGUAACAACAUGUAACAAUUAAAUGUAUGAGCACCUUUCGCGUUUCGUGUUACGACUAGGAACGUAAAUGUUGGGUACAGUUUGUUUCUAAGGGUGUGUGUGAUGUUAGUGCUGGCUGAAGCGAUGAGAAAAUAAUGUUAGGUAGCUGAGAACUGGUAAACGGAAGUGACUGAGCCAUUCGAGUUGCUACAUUAUCAAUUUAUUUUGUUGCGCCCACAAACAUACAAACAAUUUUCGUGGGCAGUUUCCUAAUAAUUUAACAACAUUUAUGUAGUCCUAUCUUGAUGAUAGUGCAUGUGCGCAGAUUGUACUAUAUCAGAGGUUGGGCCUGCUUGGCUGCUAGACAUAAAUUAGUUUAUUUUCCAGCAGCGAUGCUAAAGCAUGACAAGCUGUUUUAUAAAUAAUAAGUAUAAGUCGUUGAGUAAGUGCAUAAGCAUAUGCGUUCGUAAAUGCAUAUGCAAGAUGGAAAGCAACGGGCUGUGAUAGACAAAGUUAAUAAUAAUUGCAUGUAAGUAGCGGCAAAAAAACAAUAGUACGACAAAUUGGCCAUCUUUGGCAAGUACCAAUGGUUAAUAGCCAAAUGGACAGCAAGGUACGAAACAUAAAAGGAUUGAAACAGAAUUUCGCAUUGGUCGCAAUAUUGCUGACAGCGUAAAAACUUUAACGGUGACAGCAAUACAGUCACCUCUUCCUCUCCAAUCCAAUAUUUCCUUUCUCACUCUCCCUCUCCCUUUCUCUUUAUCUCUCUUUCCGUUUCUUUGUCUCUUCCGCUCUUCUCUUCUCUAAUCCUCAUGCUGCUUCCUUCGGAGGUCACCGAUGAAUAACUGAAUUAUUCAUCGCGCUGUGUGUUCACGUGGUCCUUAGCUGUAAAAUGCAAAAAUGGUUUAAUGAAAAUAGUGACAGGCCGAUUUGCACGGCUAUAAAAGAUAGACGAACUGUUGCUCCUGUCCGGAAAUUAAUUUGUCAAACACAUCGAUUUAGUUCUCUCCAUCUUAUCAUUAUUUCAUUUUUUUAACCUACCUACCUAAAACAUAUAAGCUUGUUUGAGUUGGUAGCCUAAAUCUAGUUGGAGGUAUUACAGAGCAAGAAUAGGUCUACGAGAAUCAGUAAUCAUUUGCCUUAGUGCACAUCGUUUUUUUACGUACAAUAACGCAUCGUUUUACGUACGAUAGUGCAUCGUUAAAAAUAUAGCUUAAAGACGUAUCAGCAGCGCCAACCACAUGCGGUGUGUAGGCUGCCGUUAAUAAGAAAUAAAGAGAUAGACGUUAAGAGAAAAUAUCACUGCCUUAGCUAAUUCAGAUAUUGAAUAGUAAAAGCACAACACGCAAAUGUAGUAAAGGGACAAAGAUAUGCUAAACAAACUCAAAUAGUGGUAGGAAGGUGUGAAUACCAGGAAACCAUAGACGCGCAAUCACGGAUAUUUAAAAUGUACCAUUUAUGAUACCUUUUUCUAUUUUUGUUUGUAAUUGUAUAUGGCGCCUUGUGUUAAAUGAAAUUUUGAAGCUGCAAAUUGUAGCAAGCGCUUUGUAUAAAUUAGGAAGAAUAUUUGUUCCCGCGUUCAAUAUUUCCACGCGGCUACUGGUGCUAUUACAUUAAAAUACUUUCCCUAAAGAAUGCACGCAAAUGCUUAGUGCAAGUUACAGAAAAUUGCUUUUGUAAAAGUGUACAAACACAGAACCUGUAAAAUAGAUAUUGCAAAAGUUUCCAAUGCCGGGAAUAUUCACAAAACGUUCUUAUCCAAGUGAGCAAAAAAGAGAAUAAAUUGCAGAUUUAUAAGAAAACAUUUUAUGAUAGGAAAGGUAUGCGAUCAGGGAAAUCUAGCUAAUGCAAAACUCACAGUGUGACGUAACUUCUAUUUUUUCUCAAUACGAUAAAAAUCAUCCUGGCACAUGAUCAGCUGACAACAUAUUUUAAUUAUUUACGAUUACUAAUAACUUUGAUUUUUAAUAUCCAUGUGAUUCAAUUUUACGUUUGAUUCCAUGGGAGUUUCCAAUUUUAACAAAAUCAUUUUCAUUACCUGUCUGUCCUUUAAAUUUCUUGCCGCAAAAUGGACCAAUAUCAUUGUAUGGAACGAUAUUCUGACAAGUUCGGAAGAUUAGAAUCCUUUGCUACAAUGUUAAUGUUAUAGUUAUUUCUUGCAUACCACCUAUGAGCUUCUUUAUCAUAAUGACAUUUUACCAAAUCAGACCAAAAGAACAGAGAACUUGUGAGAUUGUGAACUUGUGAAUGAGUAGUAGUAAGUUGUAGACAAUUUCUCUUCUUGUAAAGGCUUACAUUUGGGGUGGAAUGUUUCGGGUUUCGCUAAUUUCUCUAUUGGAUAGUUAGAGGAGUGAAUCUUAAUAGAAAACCUUGAACCUUGAGCUUGCCACAGAAGCACGUUCGUAUGCAGGAGGCACCAUACCCAGGGGACUGCCCGAUUCGCCAAAGCGCAUACGGACUAACAACUCCUCAAACCUCAGAACCUAUGCUGGUCCGUUAGGACAUUUACGUCAGCGAUAGGCCUUAUGGGUACACUUAUCCACAUUAUGCUUCAUAAUCCCCCACGACACCGCGCAAUGAACAUUGGUUAGAUGUCAGGCGUAUGAGAUGAUCACGGCCAUGACCCCUGAGCCGUUGGCAUAAGAAAAAUUGCCGCCCCAUGUAUUGAUUGAAAAACCCAUUGCCAUUUAGGAAUUGGGUGAGGAAGAAGUCGGUUUUACCAUGCGUUUUUCGUAACCAAUAUCCAAUGUCUGGCGAGGUACGCUAUGGUGUGUGGCAAAUUAUAAUUAGCAUGUAGAUAAAUUUUGCAUUUCGUUUCUUUUGGUUUUGUAUGGCUGUGUGUUUCUCUUCGUUAUUCGUUUCGUUUUCUGCCACUACCGUUGCACGUGUUGCUCCUUCAUUAAGGCUGUCCAGAACCGUAUUCGAAUUCUGUUUACUUAAGCUAUGGGCUUAAACGAAAAAUCUAUCAGUGAAGUGCCCGACAGCGAUUGGAAGAUGAAAGAAUUCGGUGCACCAAAAUGGAAUGUUUUGAAUGAGGAAUUAUUUUGAAUAAAAUUGAGUUUCUUACUGCAUCUCUUAGAACCUUGGGUCGCGAUAAAACUUUACAGUUUCACAAGCGAUCGUAUCUCAGAAGAUCAUGGUCUCGGGAAUAUCUGGAUGCUGGCAAGUCCAGUCUAGAAGUUAUUGACCAAAGAGGUAGCGCAUUCUACAUCCACGCUUUUGUUUUAUGUUCAAACGAGUAUUUCACGCAAAUAACCAGCCACCGCUUUAUCACACAUGCACCACUUACCGUCGCUCCAUGACAUAUACACCUGUAACCUGUUGCACACAUACACACCGCCAUACCGUACGCACGCCUGCUAGCGUUGAGCAUGCGCCCGGUUCCACACAAUGCGACCGCAUGGUGGAUGAAACUAUUGUUUUUAAUAACAAUACUACUCUUAAACCGCCACUAAAUAACAAUACUACUCUUAAACUGCACCAAGCAGUUCACUUCACUACACUACUGCACUAAAACACUUUUUUCACGUGUAAUCGAUCUACACCUGUCACACACAUACACACCGUCUUACCGCACGUACGCCUGCUCGCGUUGAGCCUGCACCCGGUUCCACACAAUGCGACCGCAUGCUGGAUGAAACUAUUGUUGCUAAUUCGACUCUUGUCGAGGGCCAGCCACUAAAUAACAAUACUGCAACUCUUAAACUGCACCAAGCACUUAACUUCACUACACUACUGCACUAAGAACACUUUUUUCACGUGUAAUCGAUCUUUCGAUCGACGCGGAACGUCACAACAAGGGACGCGUGCAAGUCCUACUGCUGCUGCACAAUGUGCUCCUUGUACUAGUGCUAGUGCUACGUUUUACUAUCAAAACGUACGGGGACUACACUAACACUGACGAACUACGGCUUGC
This is a messenger RNA of Anopheles moucheti, 7417 nucleotides long. RefSeq names its product RAC serine/threonine-protein kinase (gene Akt). The coding region runs from base 791 to 2491 and encodes 566 amino acids. Gene Ontology annotation, molecular function: ATP binding; protein serine/threonine kinase activity. The transcript has 7 exons. Gene Ontology annotation, biological process: protein phosphorylation. The record is from RefSeq and is a predicted model, not a curated record. Lineage: Eukaryota; Metazoa; Arthropoda; Insecta; Diptera; Culicidae.